Leptidea sinapis is the source of this 3282-nucleotide messenger RNA. Its product is annotated as ATP-dependent DNA helicase DDX11. The coding region runs from base 159 to 2756 and encodes 865 amino acids. Lineage: Eukaryota; Metazoa; Arthropoda; Insecta; Lepidoptera; Pieridae. Gene Ontology annotation, cellular component: nucleus. The record is from RefSeq and is a predicted model, not a curated record. The transcript is spliced from 14 exons. Gene Ontology annotation, biological process: nucleobase-containing compound metabolic process; establishment of sister chromatid cohesion. Gene Ontology annotation, molecular function: ATP binding; hydrolase activity, acting on acid anhydrides, in phosphorus-containing anhydrides; DNA helicase activity.
AAUUAAUUUUUAAUAUAAUAUGAUAAAAUAAAUGGUGGAUAUUGAAGAAGUUUACAAUAAUUAUCAAAGUUAAUUAUUAAAACUUUCUGCACCAAUUUUGUGUUAUUUCUUUAUUUAUUAUAAAAUAUUCAUUUUAGUUUCUUAGUUACCCUACAAGAAUGGAGCCUGUAUUUAAUUUCCCUUUUGAGCCUUAUGAUAUUCAAAAGAAAUUUAUGAAGGAAUUAUACUUUACCAUUGAUAAUCGCGAGAUCGGGAUUUUUGAGAGUCCUACUGGCACUGGUAAAUCAUUAAGUAUUUGUUGUGGAGCGCUACAAUGGCUAAAGGAUAACAACAUUAAUACAAUGGAAAAUUUAAAAAAAGAAAUAUCAGACCUAAAACAGUCAAUUUCUCAAAAAUCACAAGCAGAUGAUUGGCUUCAAGAGGAGUAUAACAAGAUAAAAUUGAAUCAAACUUUAGCAACACUGCAGUUAAAACUAGACAGAAUUAUGAAAAGAGAGGAAUCUUUUGUUCAAAUGAGGAACCGUGUAAUGAAGCAAAAAACCAACACAAAUAAAAUAGAUAAUUAUUUUAACAAAGCCCCUAAAAAAGAUAUUGCGGAAGAUGAUGGUAAAGACAUUAAUGAUGUCCCUGAAGAAACUGAAGAUGACCUACUGAUUCAGGAGCACAGUGAAACAGAUGACGGAUCUGAUAAAGAUGAUGAGACUGUGGAAGAAAAUGAGAGUGAAGCCAUUAAUAAGAUCUAUAUAAGCAGCAGAACCCACAGUCAACUGUCACAAUUUGUUGGAGAGAUCAAACAGACAAUAUUCAAUGAUACGACAAGAGUUGUUACUCUUGCCUCCAGGCAACAUUAUUGUAUUAAUUCUGAUGUCAAUAAGUUGAAGAAUAUUAACCUUAUAAAUGAAAGAUGUUUAGACAUGCAAAAGGUGAAAUCCAAAUCAACACUCACAGAUGAUAGUGGCAAAGCUGUCAAAAAAACGAAAACGGCAUCAUGUAAGGCUUGCCCAUAUUACAAUCAAACAAAUAUAACAAAAUUAAAGGAGAGAUUAUUGGUAGAUGUUAUGGAUAUGGAAGAGCUGGUCAAAUGUGGUAAAACAUUGAAAGCUUGUCCAUACUAUGCUGCAAGAAUGGCGUUGGAUGAAUCUGAGGUGGUAUUAAUAAGUCAUGCUGGUAUCGUUAGCAGUGGUGCUAGGUCUGGCAUGUCACUCAAACUUAAAGACAAUGUGCUCAUACUGGAUGAAGCUCAUGGACUGACUGCUGCCUUGGAGAACGCCCACUCAGCCCCAGUGGCUUCCACACAGCUCAACUCUGUCAAGACAUACUUACAGUUCUAUAUCAACAAGUACAGGGCAAGGUUGUCUAGUAAGAAUUUAUUGUUACUAAAUCAAAUCCAGUUUGUUUUGGGAAAGCUGUUGAAUCUUUUGAAACUUCAAGCAAAAAGUACCUCUAAAGAUGGUGAUGAUGCAAAAAUAUUCACAGUUGAAGAUUUCGUUUUGAAAGCGGAAAUAGAUCAUUUAAAUUUACGACCUCUUGUGGAGUUUUGUAGAAGUUCUCGAUUAGCGCCAAAAUUGCACGGCUUCUCUAUGAGGUACGGUCAGCAAAUCAUCGAGGAUGCGAGUACAGUCGACACGAAGAAAUCGUUUAAAAAUUUUCUGAGUAGCAUUUCUAAGAAGAAAGAAGACAAAGUUGAGGAGAAAGUUCAAUUGGAAGCGAAAGUGAAUCAGAAAACCACAAUGAGCGAAGUAUCCGCAGGCAGUGGUUUGUACGCAGUACUCGACUUCCUUGAGAUGCUGUGUGAGAGGAGCUCAUUGGGAAGAGUACUAGUGCGAGAGGUAGGGCUGAAAUAUCUUCUCUUGGAACCGAGGGAGAGGUUUGAUGAAGUCACGAAGCAAUGCCGAUCGGUAAUUGUUGCGGGUGGUACAAUGGAGCCUAUAAGUGAGUUCGAAGCGCUGCUCGGUAUGAGGUCAAAGGCAGGCGAGGGCCGGGUGGGACGGGUGGUGAGGUGUGGGCACGUGGUGGGCCGGGAGGGCGUGGUCGGAGUUGCUCUGGCUUCUGGCCCCGCCGGCGUCACGCUCAACUUCUCGUACAGCAAUCGCGAGAGUACUCAACUGUUAGAUGAAGUGGGUCGUAUACUCCGCAACAUAUGCGGCGUGGUGCCAGGCGGUGUCAUCUGCUUCGUGCCCUCCUACUCCUACGAAGACCUGCUAUUCCGACAUUUGGACAAUACCGGUGCUCUGCUAGCUAUCGGCAAGAAGAAAAUCGUCUUCAGAGAACCUAAGUCUGCCGGAGAUGUUGAUCAGGUAUUGCAAAAGUACGCAUUAGCGGUAAACAAGAGGGAUGGAGGAACUAAUGGCGCCUUACUAUUGAGUGUUGUUGGCGGAAAACUAAGCGAAGGAUUGAAUUUUAGCGACGAUCUGGGUCGCUGUGUGCUGGUGGUGGGGAUGCCGUACCCAAACGUCAAGUCAGCAGAGCUGCAGGAGAAGAUGAAGUAUCUUGACCGAGUGAGUCCGGGCUCCGCCAGCGUCUAUUACGAGAAUCUCUGUAUGAAGGCUGUAAACCAGUGCAUUGGUAGAGCUGUCCGGCACGCGAACGACUAUGCUGCCGUGGUGCUGAUGGAUGAGAGGUUCUCCAGAGCCUCCACUAUCAGAGCUCUACCCACCUUCCUACAGGAUUCCUUGAUCACGAACUGCAGUUUCGGCCAAGCUAUGGGCAGCAUUGCAAAAUUUUUCUCAAGACACAAACACAAAAAAACAUCUUGAAACAUUUAAUUCUUGUACAUAUCUACAUAGUAUUAUAAGUUAUAUAAUAUAUUUAAAUUAAUUCUGUAAAGAGUUUUAACAUUUUUAUUUAAUUUAAUUAGUUGACAAAAACCAUUUUGAAUACUUAGCUAACUCAAGAAAACAUUUUGUUAACAUCUAUGAAACAAGGCCCAUAAUUUAAAUAUAUAAAAAUCCAAUUUUAAAUGUUCCUUUUGUACAUUUCCAUUUAAUCACUCAAAGCUUCUGGUAAUGUGGACCCACAAGGUCCUUGGAAAUAGUAAUGGAAACUAGUAGUGGCUGGUGUUGGUUCUAUAUUAAACUCUGCUACGACAGCGCCUCUGGCGGCAGCCUGGGGCGCGAACAUAGCGGCGGGGUAUACCACAGAUGACGUGCCCACAACCAAACAUACAUCACAAUCCUCCAUCACCUCACCUACAUAAAAAAUGUGGGGCCAAUAUUUCAUUUCAAAUGUAAAAAAAAAUUUAGUAGUAAUUUGUACUAAAUAUUAAAUGUGAUAAUAAUAUUA